Triticum dicoccoides is the source of this 1193-nucleotide messenger RNA. RefSeq lists its product as uncharacterized. The record is from RefSeq and is a predicted model, not a curated record. Bases 603 to 1193 code for a protein of 196 amino acids. The transcript has 5 exons. Gene Ontology annotation, biological process: potassium ion transmembrane transport. NCBI's taxonomy places the organism in Eukaryota, Viridiplantae, Streptophyta, Magnoliopsida, Poales, Poaceae. Gene Ontology annotation, molecular function: potassium ion transmembrane transporter activity. Gene Ontology annotation, cellular component: membrane.
UUCUCCUUCCUCUCCCAAGGGAAGGGAAGCGAGGGAACAUAAGGAAGGUAGGGAAGGCUGGCAAGGAGUUCGGUCGAGCCCCAGAUCCACGUCGUCGUUGUCGACCUGAUUCGCGUCCUCGACUGGCCGUAGUGCUCUGGGGCUGCUCCUCUCUGUGCUCUUCUCCCCUGACUGCUCCACCUUAACCUCGACUGGCCGUAGUGCUCUGGGGCAGCUCCCGUCGCGUCCUCGCCUACACUGCCCUCCGUGUCGCCGUGAUCUACUGCACCGCCACGCUCCUCGACGUGCCCGCGGCCGUGGGCCCCCAGCCGCUACCGCCGUCCGCGGGCCUCCAGGCGAGGUCCAUGGCCACCUUCAUCCGCACGUGAGCACCCCCUUCCCUACCAUUUCUGCCCAGAUCCGCUACCCCUAAAUUUGAGUGGUCUCUCGGUUGAAUCUGUGUCACAGGAAGCCCCACGUAAACGUCGGCACCAUCAGGCACUUCGACCACGGCAAGACCUGCUCUGCUUCCCUCACCAGCGCCAUCACCAAGGUACUGGUGGAGGCCGGGAGCGCCAAGGCAGUGGCGUUCGACGAGAUCAACCUUAGUGCUUAAUGCUGACAUGUGGAGGAGAAAGCCACAGGAAUCACCAUCUCAAUGGAUGGUGGUCGGGUGUCCACAAGGAAUGGAAAUUGAUGGAGAUCCCUAUGUGUGCAUCGUGCAUGCUGGUAGUAGAUUGAUCAAGACGUCAAGAGCAAGAAAAUACUAUUCGUGUCAUGCAGAAGUGCACCACAAAGAAGAGCACCAGUCCGUCUACUUCUUGCCGCUCCGACCCAAGUGUUGUCCAACACCAUGGAAGGACAACUGGGUGAGGAUGCUGCGGCUGGGCUUCCAGUGCGUGGGGAUCCUCAACGCUGACCUCGGGACAUCGCCGCUCUAUGUCUUCUCCAACACCUUCAAGUACAACGUCGGGCUCGAGGACGACAUGUCGGCCGUCCUCUUCCUCAUCAUCUACAGCUUCCUGCUCUUCGCCAUGGUCAAGAUCAUCUUCAUCGUGCUCUUAUAUUUAGGAAUGGAGGGCACGGAGGAUCCGCUGGAAACAAGUUCUGGAUGUCGAUGGGUCUGCCGGUGGCAGCCACUGUCAACUGUGCUGACAAAGCUGGUGCCAAGAACCUGUACAUCAUCUUUGUCAAGGGAAUCAAGGGGCGCCUGA